AACCAUUAAAAUUUAAGAUCACGAUAGACAAUUGAAGAUUCAGUUGAAGUACGAGCGUCGAACUAAUAGAAAUUGUUGUAGUAGUGGAGCAGUGUCAAUACUUUAUCUGUAAACGAAUAUCAUGCACUGGAUAUUUAUCGUUCUCCAUGUUAACUGUAUUGAAGUGGCGGAAACUAUGUGAAAGAUUAUGAAGUGCAACGCCUGUUGGAAAAAUUUGGAGGGCCGGGCCGUCGCAACAACAUGUGGCCAUAUCUUUUGCACCGAAGAUGCUCAGAAAAUCUUGAGCUCUGUUGACGCUAACUGCCCGUUGUGUGAGCAGACGCUUUCAAAGAGCAAGGUUAAGGCUGUGGAUAUGUCUCCAACUGAUGAAUGGAUCAACAUGGUAAUGGCUGGCGUAGCUCCUCAGAGCAUAAUGAAAAGUGCAUUUAAGGGUGUAAUCUUCUGGAUUGGGCAAAAGGACGUGGAGGUUCAGCUUUCUGUAAACAAGGCUUUACACUUUCGUCAGAAGUGUGAGCAAAUGCAAGGUGCUUACGCGCAGAAAAUGAGGCAAGUGGAGGAAGCCUACACUGCAAAGCUCCAGCAAGUGCAUUCGGGAUACCAGAAGGCCAUGAAAAAAAUCCAAGCUAUGGACCAUGAGAAGGAAGUCAUGCUCAAAGACAAAAAAGAAAUUCAAGAAAAAUACACCGAGAAGUCUAGGCAGAAGAGGAAAUUGGAAGAGAUGUAUGAUGCUUUGAGAAAGGAGUAUGAGCUUUUGAGGCGAUCCAUUGCAUCCUCCACCCCUGAUAAUACUGCUGUGGUUCAACGGCCAAACCCCUACUCUUUUGCUCCAAAUUUCAAUGGGCUGGAUGACAUCCGACAUCAAUCUUCAGGUCUAUCUGAUAUGGCUCCAAAUACUCCAGCAGUUACUCCGAACUUUUGGCGUAAUUCUUGUCCAGAAGCCCAGCUAUGUUCCUUCGACUUACCUAAUUUACAACAAUCAUCACGCAAUCAAAGGCAGGCUACUGGGAACAGCCUUCCCCGACCAUUUUCUGCUGGGUCACCAACCAUGUUCAACGCCUCCGUUCACUCUCAGUUCGCUACAUCUGCCGGUGCACAGCCCUCAGAUACUUUUCGUAACCUUCUUCGUUCCCCCGGCACAAGACGCUCUCAGGGCCUGAUGAGGGGUUUAUGAGGUACCCCUGCAGCGGGAGUUAUAAUGCAAUGCAGUAAUUAUGGGCAUUAUAUUAGCUCAUAUAAUUCUUGGCACAUUCACAGAUCCGCUUUCUCGUUGGAGCACAUUUUCUUUUCUGUGGCAUGAAACGGCGAAUUUAUGUGACUCGAGCUUACUCUCAACGCAUGCUACGGCUGGUUGCUGCUUAGCUUAUGGAGUUUUGUCACACUCUGCAGAUAACCGUUCAACCUGUUGGGUGAAUAUAGGUGCCGCAACUGUUUAACAACCGUUUUUGAACAAGAUAUAGAGGACCCUCUCCUUGAUCAUAAUUCCUUUUAGUCCAAUUCGCAUCCAAUCGAUAACAUGGUUGUUGAUAGUGCGUAGUUGUCCUACCGUCGUCUUCUAGUAUGCUUACAUAAGAUUUCCGGUCUUUCGAAGAAGAUACCCAACGGAAACCAAAAAAAAAACAGGAAAAAAGAAAAAAAAUAUGUUUAGUGUUGUCAGAAUUUCGUCGGAAUCGACAGGAUCAAUCAAAAUAACUUUGCUUUUCAUUUGAACAUUCUUCGAAUUGAAUGAACGUGGUUAUUUUUAAACAAGAGGAAUCAUUUCUUGCACAGUUGUGAAGAUUUGUUUUAAAAUUAAUACAAUUGAGAUAAAAGAUUAUAGGGCUUGAAAGUCAACUGCUUAAGAAAAGCCUAUUCGAAAAAAGUUACCAUGAAUGUAUAUGUUUAUAAAAAAAAAACAUAUUUGUUGAUGUUUUGAGAUACAAUAAUUUAAAAAGUAUUAAUUCUUUUGUCAAAAUUCAUUGAAAAUAAAAUCGAUAAAAUCCGUGCUCGGACUAAUUUGUUGCUACGACUAAGAUUUUAUUUACAAAAAUAACCACGUUCAACUUAGCAUUUGUGUAACAUACUGGGACAAUUUUUUGUUUUAAAUUCACAUUCCAAGUGCAUGGAAAAAAUGUAAAACCAUAUAUAUAAAUAUAAAAUAAAAUUUAAUUAAAAGAUGUUUUUAAUAUGGUGGCUCUGAAGUGUGGGAUGAGUAAUAGGAAGUUAUAACAAAUGCCAAAGGGACUUAACCGCAACAGCGCAUAAGGGAACUUGGCAGACGCCACCCUCAACACGUUCAACGCCGAAACUAGAGGGUAACGCUGAAGCUCUUCCAACUCUCCUCCAACCCUCCUCUCUUCAGAAGAUUCAUGGCGACCAUGAAGAACCUGAAAAUUAAGACUGGGGUCUGCAAGCGGUUGAUGAAAGAGCUGCAAUCUUACCAAAGCGAAGCCGAUAAAGAAUGCAUUAAGGCCAAGAACAUGCGAAGGUCUCAUGCUGACCCUUUCGACAUCAAACAACAGGAACAUGUUGUGGCGGAGUCGUGCUUGACAAUAUCCAAUUGUAGGAAACGACUUGAGACGGCUCUGGCAACUCUCGAAGCAGCAGUGGUGGAUGCGGAAGCUCAAUCCACGGCAGGAGAGAGUGAAGAACUAUCCGCUGCUUCAGAAUUGAUUGCUCAAGUAAAGCCAUUGUUCAUUGCGUGACCACGUGCACAUUCAGUAAUCGUGAAGAUCUAAUACUUGAUUCAAACAAUUGUAGGACAAAUAUUGACAAGCAUGGUAUACCAGUAUAACUCGUCAGGAAUUCAUGCUGCAGUUAUUAUUGAACUCCACAAUUCUGAGCUAUCACAGGAAAAAUUAACAAGAACAAAAAAAUCAUCUACAUAGAAGUUAUAUAAUGGUAGCAUUUUUGGAAACACAGUUUUAGUUCAAGACUUUGUUCACCAGUUGGGUCCGACAAGUCGAAAGAAUUAGGUGCGAAAACACCACUUUCCCAAUUCGAUAACACCUGGUAGAGAGCUGAGCAAAAUCUUGAAAAUAGCAAACUAGCUUUGAAAGCAAUUGACAAUCCUCUUGUGAUGAAGAUUAAAAUAUAAGUUGUUUUCAAAAGUG
Molecule: messenger RNA, 3089 nt
Organism: Physcomitrium patens
Lineage: Eukaryota; Viridiplantae; Streptophyta; Bryopsida; Funariales; Funariaceae
Product: E3 ubiquitin-protein ligase CCNB1IP1 homolog
Biological process (GO): chiasma assembly
Source: RefSeq, a predicted model, not a curated record